Chelmon rostratus (copperband butterflyfish) is the source of this 765-nucleotide messenger RNA. It is a transcript of the gene gjb1a, whose product is annotated as gap junction protein beta 1a. The transcript has 2 exons. The record is from RefSeq and is a predicted model, not a curated record. NCBI's taxonomy places the organism in Eukaryota, Metazoa, Chordata, Actinopteri, Chaetodontiformes, Chaetodontidae. Bases 1 to 765 code for a protein of 254 amino acids. Gene Ontology annotation, cellular component: connexin complex. Gene Ontology annotation, biological process: cell communication.
AUGCCUCUUACACCUCCUGCUGAGCCGGACCCGGAACCAAAGAUGAACUGGGCAUCAUUUUAUGCUGUCAUCAGCGGUGUGAACAGACACUCCACCGGCAUCGGUCGCAUCUGGCUCUCUGUCCUGUUCAUUUUCCGCAUCCUGGUCCUGGUGGUUGCAGCGGAGAGCGUGUGGGGCGACGAGAAGUCCGGUUUCACCUGCAACACCCAGCAGCCGGGCUGCAACAGUGUCUGCUACGACCACUUCUUCCCCAUCUCCCACAUCCGCCUGUGGGCGCUCCAGCUCAUCCUGGUCUCCACUCCUGCCCUGCUGGUGGCCAUGCACGUGGCCCACCGCCGCCAUGUUGACAAGAGGCUCUACAAACUGUCAGGACGGGCCAACCCCAAAGACCUGGAGCAGAUAAAGACCCAGAAGAUGAAAAUCACAGGGGCCCUCUGGUGGACGUACGUCAUCAGCCUGUUGUUCCGUAUCGUCUUUGAGGUUACCUUCAUGUACGUGUUUUACAUGAUCUACCCCGGUUACAAGAUGAUCCGGCUGGUGAAGUGUGACUCGUACCCCUGUCCCAACACAGUGGACUGCUUCGUGUCGAGGCCCACGGAGAAGACGGUCUUCACCGUGUUCAUGCUGGCUGCGUCAGGGGUUUGCAUUCUGCUCAACAUAGCAGAGGUGGUCUUCUUGGUGGGGAAGGCCUGCAGCAAGCAUUUGCACAAUGCUGGAGACUCGACAAUGGGGGCUUGGAUCCAACAAAAGCUCUGCUCGUUCUAA